Messenger RNA from Monascus purpureus, 459 nucleotides. NCBI's taxonomy places the organism in Eukaryota, Fungi, Ascomycota, Eurotiomycetes, Eurotiales, Aspergillaceae. The record is from the annotation of a GenBank genome assembly.
AUGUCUAACGAAAUGAACACUCUUGAGCUUGUAGGCCGUCCUGGCGAUGACAUUCCUACCAGUUCCAUUGAGCUUUGGUGUGUACAUGGGGAUUGUGACUACCACUGGCUAAUCACCUAUAUUCAUCGUUCCGGGAACACGACAAGUGUGAGCCGGGAGAAGAACAUCCCAAUGAAGUGGAUUCAAGACAUUCCACGUGAGAAAGCUAUUACCACCAUCAUAUUCCUGGUCAUGUAUAAGUGCCCGGGCCUCAGAAGUCUUGCGUCUCACAUAUGGGUUUCAUUCCAAGAUUGUGACUACAGGUGUACCGAUUUCGUGUUUUUGUUGCUCUGGGACUACAAGCGCCGGGGAUUUAUCGAUGAUACAGAAGACCAAGUGCAAAAUCUCCUGUGUCGAAUGGCUGCAGUGCAGGAAGAACUGUCGGCUAUACCUCGAACAAUUCCGCGGCCCCCUUUCUAA